Psylliodes chrysocephalus is the source of this 2524-nucleotide messenger RNA. NCBI's taxonomy places the organism in Eukaryota, Metazoa, Arthropoda, Insecta, Coleoptera, Chrysomelidae. The record is from the annotation of a GenBank genome assembly.
GUGUUUAAUAUGGCGAAGAGGCUGACAAAGCUUUGACAGUUUAUUUUAAAGAAAAAAACAUAAUUUUUAUAUGUAUUUUACAUGACGAUGUACACCCUACCCAACUUUUGUCGCGUAUGUCUGAAAUACGACAAAAAUCUAAUAGAUUUAGCUCAUAUCGAAAACGAACCAAGUGAUACUCUUAUGAGUAAACUACAACAGUGUGUAUCAGAAGUGGAAUGGACUGUGUUUAAACCCUUGUUAUGCCACCCUUGUAUAAAGAGACUGAACGUAGCUUACAGUUUUAAGAAACAAUGUAUACAAUCAGCGGGUGUAUUAAAGAAUUAUGUAGAGCUUGUUAAAGAAUCUCAGAAGAAAAACGAAACUCAAAAUACCGUUAAGACCGAAAAUGUUAUACCUACAACAGGAGGAGCUUAUAUGCUUCUUCCAAACCAGAAAUACGUUAAAAUUUUAGUUGGUUCCCAAAAUCAAGGUACGAAUUCAUUCCAAAAUGUUUUUCUAAAUUUGAUACCUGCGAAUACGUUAAAUCCCGUAAUAACUACAACUUCAAAUUCCACUAAUUCCAUAAAAACUAAAGAUAACAAUCAAAACGUAUUUUUGAACCUUAACAAUACUUUCCAAAAAUUGGUUCCUGUGUCACAACCUGCAGAAGUAAAGAAAGUUGUUGAGGUACCUAAAGUGAAUUUGAAUGUUAAUCAACUUUUAACUGAAAGCAAAAGUGAAGAAUUAAGUGUAGAAAUAGAUCCAAAUGUUUUUGGAUUAGAGGAAGAUGAAGAAAGUAAUGAGGAGGAAGAUGCAAAUGAUUAUGAUGAAGUUAUUUCCCAAGCUAAAAUUACUCUAAAAGAUAUUAAAUCUAAUGGAGAGAAAGUACAGAAUGGCAAAGAUGACCAAAAAUAUUAUGUUCCUAUACUUCCUAAGACUCAAGAUGAUUUCUUUUCCUCAGGUCAACACUUUUUAUUUAGUCAAGCAGAAAACGCAGGAGCUUUCACUUGUGAAUCAUGCCAAAAAUCAUUUUCGACAAAAAAAUUAUUGAAAGCUCACAUCAACCAAUUUCACUUGGGCAAGUUGCCAUUUAAGUGCGAAUAUUGCUACUUGGAAUUUGCAACCAGAAGUGAAUACCAGUUGUGUUUAAAAACUCAUAAAACUGAAAAUGAAACUUUAAAUAAAUCCAUUACUUUGCAAGACUUCACAAACAAUUCCCCAACCUUAAAUGAUUUACAGUUGUCUGAAUUAGAAGCACACAUACAACCCUCAGAAAAUGGAGAAUAUAUUUGCGAUGUUUGCAGUAGACCUUUCAAUAGUUCAACAGGACUUUUAAGGCACAAGGUGCGAAAACACAACCAAAAAAAUAAGAAAAAAUAUUUUAUCAAAGGAAUGAAAAAUGCCAGGUGUGAUAUUUGCAACAGAGAAUUUUCGACACAAUCAUACAUGCAGUUGCAUAAAAAAUUACACAUGAGAGAUGACAUUGGUUACAAGUAUAAAGUUUUUGGUAAAAGUAAAUAUGGUGAGAUAAAGGAUAAGGAUGAAAAUAAAAUUGAUUCGCUUGAAACAUCCAACAUGGAUGAUUCAAACGUUGAAAAUUUAGAUGUAACUCCUGAUAUUUUCACUGAAAAAUCUGAUGAUGAAAGUAUUGAUGAAGACAGGGAUGGAAGUACUGAAGAUACAGAAGAAACAGAAGAAAUGAAAACUGAAAAAAUGGAUAUAGAUGAAGACAAUACUUCCGACAAUGAAUUAGAUGAAGAUGAAGAAGAACCAAAUGAAGAAUUCAAAGAGGAAGAAUACAAAGAGUCUGAAACAAUAAAACAGGAUGAAAUAUGUGAUUUAAAUGAAAAAACAAUUGAAGAUGAUUAGUUUAGGUGAGACUACUUUAUUUCCACAACAUUUUUUUGUAGCAAGUGCAGAUAUUUGUUAUAUUUUAAUUCAAGAAUGAUUAACCUUGAUUUUAUUAUAUUUUAUAAUGUUAUAUAAUUAUAAACUUAUCGAAUUAGGACCUUAACCUCAUUGAUUCAUAACGACUCAAUAUUUUAAAAAUUAUUGAAAUGAGAAUGUUACAUAUAUAUAAUAUUUUGUACCAAAUGAAUAAUCUAGAAAUUUUGAUCUGAACAUGUAACAGAAUUUAAAUAUUGUGGCUGUGCUGGAACAAAAUAGUUAUUUAUAUAUAUCUACAACUUGUAAUGAUACAAAGAACGCCAUAUAACAUUUGAAGCAAUAAAAAUAAAAUGUAUUUGUUCUGUUUACCAAAUUCUAAAGCCGAGUAAAUCACUUAUGAAAAAUACUUAGCAAUAAUAUUUUAAACAGUAACAUGUUUUCAUGUAGGGUUUAAAUUAUUCAUUUAUUUACCAAAACAAAUUUAGUUGGUAAAAGAAACGAAAAUAAACAUGAUUUUUAUUUGAGAGAUCUUUAAUUUAGAUUAUGUAGUUUUGAUCUCAUUAUUAGUUGAUGUUUUGAGUGUAUACAAGGUGAACAAUUACUAUUAUAGUCUAAGACCCGAAGUAAGGUUGACCUUCACCCAUCUGUUUAAUGG